Ilex paraguariensis (yerba mate) is the source of this 652-nucleotide messenger RNA. Lineage: Eukaryota; Viridiplantae; Streptophyta; Magnoliopsida; Aquifoliales; Aquifoliaceae. The record is from the annotation of a GenBank genome assembly.
UCCUAUAAUUUCGCCGUCAGAAGACAAAAUUCACUUAUCUUUCUUUCUCUCUCAAACUCAACGGAAAUCUGAGACCCCAACAACGUUCAGAAGCCCAAACUCCGACUACUAACCAAAAAGAACACAGCUGCUUACCACCACUACUCUCUCUCUCUCUCUCUCUCUCUCUCUAAUCCAUAAAGGAGAUCUAACUAGCAGCAAAAGUGACUUCCUUUAUGAAUCCGAAACCAGGUCGAUGGGCGGAGUCACGUCGUCGAUCGCCGCUAAGUUCGCCUUCUUCCCCCCAAACCCUCCGUCUUACACGCUGACCGCCGACGAUUCCUCCGCUGGCAAACUUCACAUCUCUGAGGCUCCCAGAAGAGAAGGCGUGGAUGUUUUGAAGCUCCGGACUCGACGCGGCAAUGAAAUCGUGGCCGCACAUAUCAAGCACCCCAAAGCAACGGCCACGCUGCUCUAUUCCCAUGGUAAUGCCGCCGAUUUGGGCCAGAUGUUCGAGCUCUUUGUCGAAUUGAGCCUUCGUCUUCGGAUCAAUCUCAUGGGGAUUAGGGAAGUGAUUAUCAAAGCAAUGCUGAAGCAGUUUAAACCAGUAUUUUAUCAUGGAAUACCUUCUCACUUGGAUAUGUUGGUAAAACUGAAACCUCCUUUGUGGUAG